CCUGAACUUAGACCAUCAUCAACAUCCAAGAUGCCCUCACAACACCACGGUGAUAGCGGCCUCCGCAACAGGCUGGCUGCAGUGCUCCCCAAGGACCACCAAUUCGGGAUAUACCACAUUUCAACGCCGCCCACAAAGUCCGAUCCGCUGUACUCGCCCCCGCCCAGCGAACGCCCCGAGCGAACCUACUGCGAGCACCACUUCCUCGCCGUCUCCAUUGACGCCCCCAAUGCCUCCCCGACAUCGACCGAGACGGACCUCACGACGGAGAAGAGCUUGAAGAAGCAGGUUCUGGUGCUGGGCGUCGAGGUCUUCAUCUACACAACCGCCCGCUCGACCACGCUCUUCGUCUCCAAGGCCGACUCGACCGGAUACUUGAACCUCCUCAACCUCCCCAAGGGCACCGCGAGCCCCAUCCGAGAGAUAUGCGCUACAUUUGUGGGAUACUUGGUGGAGAAGCGGAAGCGGAAGGAUGUGCAAUUCAUCGUUAGCCUGUUUGCUCGAGCCCAGGACCAGUACCUGUUCCCCGGGAGCGUCGACUACAGCGGGAAGCAUGUCCUGGACGACCGAGGCCUCAUUAAAUGGUGGUGCCGUGUGUUGGAUCCGCUCUUGGGUCCUGCUCCUAUUGGAACUACGGCGCCCUGGAAGACUUCCAAGGCCUACCUGGUCGUCCCCGGUCUCGAGACGUACGAAACCAAGGCGCUGAUCGCCCGAAAUGCGGGUGCCUCUUCCUGGUCCCUUGCACACCCCCUGGAGCGCAUCUCCCACUACUAUCGCGAAUUUGACUGGGUCCCGCCCCGAUGCCUGAUCCCUCACUUUCCCGACGACCCCAAGUCUCGUUUCCGAGACGAAUUGGACGAGGAGGCUGCCAGUUCAGGGGCCAUGAAAACGACGGGUAGCUGGAAGAGCGUCAAGACCCUGGACACCUUUUGGGAAAUGAUGGCAUACAGGCAAGAGUGUUCCAGUGGCCGCAUGACGGGCUUCAUCUGGGUCGUUUUCGAUGAUGUGGAGGAAGCCCCCGCUCCAGCACCGGCGUCAGCAGCCGCAACUCAGCCUACAGCCUCACCAGAAACGCCUAAGAAGCAACGCAUGGUGGCAUGCGUGACACCCAACACUACGCCGCGCAAGCUGUUCCCGUCAAAGGCAGACCUCUUGAAGAUAGACCAGGACAAGGCGAAGGAGAAGAGGACGCCAAAGAAGAAGACCCUCAAGGGCCUAAUCGUUCCCCGGAACCCUCGCAUCAAGAAAGAGCAGCGCAAUUAUCUGCUGGACCGCCCCGCUUCAACGGCAUAUUACACUUGGCCUCCCCAGGGCCGUGGCGAGAGGAUCGUCGACGAGAAUGAAUAUAAGCGCAUCGUCGAACUCUUGCUGCAUCUGGAAUUCACAACCCUGAACAAGGCCACGGCUAGUACCCGGCGAUGGGUUAGCGAGGUUGGCACUGGCAGCAAAUGGGGAGCCAUCGUGACCGGGACCCGUGAGCUUCCAGCACCCAGCCAGAACGGCGCUGGAACUGUGAGCCAAAUCAACAAUCUGGCGGGGCUUGUUAAGAGAAAGCGUACCGACUCGGCGAGCAAGGCGCCAGAGGAGCCGAACACCAAGGUCAACGUCCUCAGCGCUGGCCUGGUCAAACGGAAACCGAAGGAGGAGGAAGUGACCAAGAGCGACGAACAAAAGGAGCCAGCAGUCAAUGUUCUCUCCACCGGCCUGGUUAGGAAGAAGCCAAAGGCUUAAAAUUGGGUUGUGGAUUGUAUUACUUAGAGUAUGGCGUUGGACCUGGACGAUGGCAAACCAUCAGGCUGGACGGAUAUCUGUUGGGGAUUCUGAGCCGGAGUCGGGGGAAUGUAUCUGCUGUAACAAUAGGAAUUAUUUGGUAAUUAAGAUGAAUUGUAAUCAGCAACUUAACAACA
Molecule: messenger RNA, 1907 nt
Organism: Ilyonectria robusta
Lineage: Eukaryota; Fungi; Ascomycota; Sordariomycetes; Hypocreales; Nectriaceae
Product: histone acetylation protein-domain-containing protein
Exons: 1
Coding region: 31-1731 (566 amino acids)
Biological process (GO): DNA damage response
Cellular component (GO): nucleus
Molecular function (GO): histone H3K56 acetyltransferase activity
Source: RefSeq, a predicted model, not a curated record